This is a messenger RNA of Acanthocheilonema viteae, 912 nucleotides long. The record is from the annotation of a GenBank genome assembly. NCBI's taxonomy places the organism in Eukaryota, Metazoa, Nematoda, Chromadorea, Rhabditida, Onchocercidae.
AUGCAUGAAUUGAUUGAAAUAGAUCAAAUCGAAAAAUUAAUCAAUCUAAAAGGUUUGCGGAUAGCACAUCAAUUCGGAUCAUAUAGUAACGAUCCGACAAUUCCCGCAUGUCAGAGGUUAUCAAGGAUCGGUGAUGAAAUCGUUGAACAAUUGGUGGAAUGGACGAAGAUGCUACCGUUCUACCAUGAAUUGCCCGUAGAAGUACACACUCAUUUGCUGACCCAACGAUGGGCUGAGCUGGUAUUGUUGUCAGCUUGCUUUUAUGCUGCUUCAACACGAUUUUCCAGUCAAGAUAGUUUACCGGUCAGUUCGACAACAACCGAUGAUAGCGAAGAAGUAUCUUUCGUUGAUUCGUCUAUAAAUUUACAGUUGCUACAAAGACGAUUGUGUGCUGUCAUGGGAAAACACAUACCACUCGAGCAUGUCAACAAGGAGGCCUCACCUUUGGUCGAAAAAUUCACAGCGUUAUUGCAUUCAUUUAGCCGGUUAAAAAUUACCUUAGAAGCAUAUGUUUGCUUAAAAGCUAUCACUCUACUACACUACACACCUCAUACUUGUGAUGAAGCGGCUAUUGAUGUGAAAGAAUCAAUGGUGCGGAGUGUUUAUGUCCGGAAAGUGUCAAUAAUACAGGAUCAGUUUGUGAAAGCAUUACAAAUACAUCUUAGCCAGCAUGAAAAUGGCGCACGGCUAACUGAUAUUCUGACAUGGCUACCAAUGCUACACUCUGCAUCAUCGGUAUUGUUGCACAGCAAAAUGUUCUACGUCCCUUUCUUGAUUUGCAAAAAUCCACAACGAAUCAAUGGUGGUAAUCGUGGCGCAGAAGUGCGAACAGCAUUAUCACCGUUAUCGUAUCGUCCUUCUGCCACUGUUACUGAUGAUGAGGAAGAAUUGAAUGCGACAAGCAGCUGUUAA